Messenger RNA from Chara braunii, 2484 nucleotides. The record is from the annotation of a GenBank genome assembly. NCBI's taxonomy places the organism in Eukaryota, Viridiplantae, Streptophyta, Charophyceae, Charales, Characeae.
GCAGGCGGGAAGUGUCCCCACUAAAGGCCCCGUUCAGUUCUUAUACUUUGCUGGACUAAGGUCGUAUGCUAUGCGGUACAAACAAUUGUGCGGACCCUUGACCUACCUAUCACCAUGCUUCGGCCAACCUCUAUGUUUCACUGGACAUCGGGUAACAGAGUUCCUGAAUGACUGGGAAGUAUAUGCGUUGAGAGCGGGAUGGACUGAUCGGGAAGCGAUAAUGGGAUUCAUUAAUCAUACCGAUCUCAAACUAGACAAAGACGUACGUGCUGCUGUACUCGAGGAUUGGAAGUGGGCAACUUUCAGAGAACGAUUGUCUCGAGCCUUUGCAUGUGACGACAUCUUCUACUCGGUCGAGAACUUAAAGGAGAUGAAGAAGGAGGAAGGAGAGACGUUAGUGGCGUUUGCGAGACGCUUUGAGACGACAUCUGAGCCAUUGAUAGAAAAUGGGUUUCUCGGUGAGAUAGAACGAUGUGGUAUAUUCAUAGGGACUCUACCUAUCGAGAGAAGAGAGUUUGUUAUGAAGAACAUGCCCACUAAAGAGAUGACGUUCGCUCAGACAAGGGCAUUGGUUCUGCAGACUGGGGGACCGGAUGCCAAAGCUCAUCUACUUGGGGUGUUGGAGAAACUAGGAAAAGGAGUACCCGGAAGUCAUUUAGAAAAACAAUUCGGUGAUGAGGAUGGAAGAGAGUUCAUGCCGCCUGACAAAAGUAAAGUAAGAAGAGAUAGUGGGGAAUGGAAAGGAGGAAACCGCGGCAACAGGAAGAAGGACGACGAUAAGGAAUUUCAAGAUAGGCGUUGGAGGAGUAGAGAAGAAGAGGAAGAACGAAGGAGAUCAUAUAGCGAAGGAUGGGAAACGGUCGAGGAGAUUGAAGCCCUAAGGGCUGAACGAGAGAGGAUGAAGAAAAUGAAGAAUGUCUCACCUCGAAGGAGCGCAACGUCGUUGAAGAAUCGGUAUAAAAAGGGAAAUGGGGACGAAGAUAUACUCUGCCGAAUUUCUACGGAGACGAACAUUGGCAUUAAAACGAGGACAGUAGAAGAGCCAGAGCAGGGAGAGUUCUGGGUACCGAGUGUCCGGUUUGAGGAGGAUCUAGAUGCAAAUGAUAAUCUGACGAUUGGGUUUUCAAGCAUUCGGUUCGAGGAUAGUGAGGAAGACUCCUAUGCGACUUUAGUGCGUGCUACAGAAGCUAAUGGAGAAUUAAGUAAGGAUAGAACCGAUAGUGCUAGCCUUGACAUCGAUGUCUCGCCGACGGGUGAAGAUCCGAGGGUUAUUGAGGAGGCAUUGGUAGAUCAAACCACGACAAUGAAGAUGAUAACGAUAGAUGAGGAAUGUGAAGACUUGAAAAGUGUUGAAGAUACCCAAGACGAGUUGAUAGAGGAUCAAGAUGAAAGAGAUCUCCUCGACGAAGUUGUGAGAGCGAAAAUUUCACAAGCAUUUGAAGUCACAAGUGAGCUGGACGAUAACUAUGGACUUGCUCAACUGCUUGGGACCGUCGAGCCAAACGGGAGCUAUGAGCUUGCUCAGUUGUUUGAGACCGUCGAGUCUGACGACAGCUAUGAGCUUGUUCAAUUAUUUGAGACCGUUGAGCCGGACGACAGCUAUGAGCUUGCUCAACUGUUUGAGACCGUCGAGCCUGACGACAACUAUGAGCUUGCUCAAUUAUUUGAGACCGUCGAGGCGGACGUCAGUUAUGGCUUUGCCCAACUGUUUGAAAUCAUCGAUACAUCUGAAAAUUGUCUUGGAAGUGGUCUUAAGACAACGGCGAGCCAAAAUUUGGUUACCACGAAAGAUAAUGGAGGUUUCAUAAUGGAUCAUUGCACGACAGUGAGUGCUGAAGGAGAAUUAGAUGAGAGGCUUUUGGAAGGUCAAGACUAUGAGAUUCGACUUUCAUCUGACCAAGAAGGCGGAGGAAAGGCUAGUCAUCUUAGAAGCAUGUCAAGAUAAUUUAAGGAACUGUCAGAACUCAAGGAAGGAUUUCAAGUGAAGAAACCCGUUAUUGACAAUAAUGAUUCGGUCAAGACUGGAAAUUGGGUCGCAGGCUUUCAACUUGGGAUAAGGUUGCAAGGCUGGGGUGAAGACUUGUGUCUCCCUUUUCUCUUGCUGAUCAUCCUUGUGUCAGCUUAUGCUCGUACUUUCCGCUGUUGGUGCUGCGGCUGCAGCUUUAACUUCGGCAUCUUACUUGGCGUAGCUGAUUGUCUCAUUACGUUUGAUCUUUAUGGUGACGCGAGGGGUGAACUAUGCUCCUUAUGGGUCCGUACAAGCCUGUCCUGCGAUGUCUCGCCUACUAGACCCUCCGUUAUACUCUUUCAAGCCUUACUGAUUGGGUGGAGAAUGAGUGCAAGGAGGAGAAGGACGCUCGUAAACGGGGGAGGUAAAACUCGAAAGUUCAAAGGCCUGAUGUUCGAAGAAGGCGAUACUUUAGCAUUUGUCAAACUGAUCCUGCCGACUAAGCGUGUGAGCAAAAGUAAAUUCUACUUCCACAA